Messenger RNA from Bipolaris oryzae ATCC 44560, 246 nucleotides. RefSeq lists its product as uncharacterized. The annotation marks the transcript as partial. NCBI's taxonomy places the organism in Eukaryota, Fungi, Ascomycota, Dothideomycetes, Pleosporales, Pleosporaceae. The transcript has a single exon. The record is from RefSeq and is a predicted model, not a curated record.
CCUCGCAUUGCGGUUAUCUCCGCUAAUGCUUUCCAUUACACUAUGAAACGGAAGGAAAACACGUUUUUUACGACCAGUAUCUACGAAAUAGAACGUAUCUUGCAAGAACGAGAGGAGGAAGACGACCCUGAGAAUGCCAAAUUAGUUCAGGACCGGCUCCCUCCCGAAUACCGCUCUUACCGAGACGUGUUUAGCAAAAGUGCCGCAGAUCGAUUACCUGAACAUCGGCGGUAUGACCACAAAAUC